CCCGGGGGGCGGGGCCUGAGCGCGCGUGCGCCGAGGCGGAACGGGCUGGCGGGUGCGGCGAGGCGGUCACUUCGAGCGCGGUAGUUUGUUCCGUGAAGGGGAGUGAGGACGGUUGGGUGCUCUUGGCCACCUUCCCUUCCCCGGGAGAUGUCCUUUGCUUCUCAGAUGUAAUGCACUUUAAGUUUGUUAUUCAACAGUGAAAAUGAGUCAUACAGAGGUUAAAUUAAAAAUACCUUUUGGAAAUAAAUUACUAGAUGCUGUUUGUUUGGUACCUAACAAGAGCUUAACAUAUGGAAUAAUUCUUACACAUGGAGCGUCAGGAGAUAUGAACCUUCCUCAUUUGAUGUCACUGGCAUCCCAUCUUGCAUCUCAUGGUUUUUUUUGCCUGAGAUUUACCUGUAAAGGCCUUAAUAUUGUACAUAGAAUUAAGGCAUAUAAAUCAGUUUUGAAUUACCUGAAGACCUCAGGAGAAUACAAACUGGCAGGUGUUUUCCUUGGUGGUCGUUCAAUGGGCUCAAGAGCAGCUGCUUCUGUAAUGUGCCAUAUUGAGCCAGAUGAUGCUGAUGAUUUUGUUCGAGGUCUCAUUUGUAUUUCUUACCCACUGCACCAUCCAAAGCAGCAACAUAAACUUAGAGAUGAAGAUCUCUAUCGUAUAAAAGAUCCUGUAUUGUUUGUGUCAGGCUCAGCAGAUGAAAUGUGUGAAAAGAACUUGUUGGAGAAAGUGGCACAGAAAAUGCAAGCUCCCAAUAAAAUCCACUGGAUUGAGAAGGCAAAUCAUUCCAUGGCAGUGAAAGGACGGUCAACAAAUGAUGUUUUCAAAGAAAUAAAUACACAGAUUUUGUUUUGGAUCCAGGAAAUCACUGAAAUGGACAAGAAAUAAUUGUAUUUAGCUAAAAGCUAUGUUAUUUUGAAUACAGAUUACAGUCCAUUUGAUAAAGAACAGCAUACCUCUCAGCAUUAUGAGAUAUUUCAGAUGAAUUUAAUGUUCUUUAAUGUUUCCCCCGUUUUUAAAACACGUUUUAAUUGUGGAAAUUAAGGUCCUUUAUAAAAUAUCUUUUGAAAGCACUGUUAUAGUUGUAUAAAGAUGAUGUACAAAUAUUGAAGGUGGUCUAAAUAUAAUUUAUUUUCAUUAAUAUAGUUAAGUUUUGAAAAAAAAUUAAACAUUUGAAUUUUGUUACAA
This is a messenger RNA of Mirounga angustirostris (Northern elephant seal), 1180 nucleotides long. It is a transcript of the gene TEX30, whose product is annotated as testis expressed 30. The coding region runs from base 203 to 880 and encodes 225 amino acids. Lineage: Eukaryota; Metazoa; Chordata; Mammalia; Carnivora; Phocidae. The transcript is spliced from 6 exons. The record is from RefSeq and is a predicted model, not a curated record.